Bipolaris maydis ATCC 48331 is the source of this 4275-nucleotide messenger RNA. Its product is annotated as P-loop containing nucleoside triphosphate hydrolase protein. Gene Ontology annotation, biological process: transmembrane transport. Gene Ontology annotation, molecular function: ATP binding; ATP hydrolysis activity; ABC-type transporter activity. Lineage: Eukaryota; Fungi; Ascomycota; Dothideomycetes; Pleosporales; Pleosporaceae. The record is from RefSeq and is a predicted model, not a curated record. Gene Ontology annotation, cellular component: membrane.
AUGGCCGACCGUUGCCUGAAUGACGAAACAUUGGGCCCGGCCGUUAUUGGUUGUCGCGGCGACUUUGACUUCACCCAAAGUUUUGCAGCUGUUGUGUUGUCCAUCGUUCCAGUGGGCAUAUUCCUUCUUGUUGGUCUUUUGUGCGCAAAGGUUGUAUACCUUGUGGCUAUUGCAGCAUCACACAGUCUUGAACCUAGGCCUGUUAGCAUCGUCUCGGCUGUAUUGGAGCUUUUCGCUGCUGUAUUGAUGAGUCCGCUGGCACUAUGCAAACGCAGUUGGUCCAGGUAUCCAUCGGAUCUGCUGUGUACAUUCCUUGCCAUCACACUACUUUUCGACGGUGCCCGUUGUCGUACCUUGUGGCUCCUAGAACAGUCAGACGGCCGAAUUUUAGCCGUUGCUGUGUCAUUCACGAUAUCUCUCUUUAUCAAGAUGGUUCUCUUGUCGCUCCUUGCAUCACAGAGCAAGGCACAGAGAUCUGAAUACACAGAUUCGAGGAUUUUCAGUCCAGAUGUCACCGCCAAUGUGUUCAGUCUUAGCCUGUACUGGUGGCUGAAUCCGCUUCUCCGUCUUGGUUCUCGUCGGGACAUAGGGCUUGGCGAUUUGUACCCUCUGGACCCUGCACUUGGGUGUGCAAGGCGAGCUGCUGAAGCACCGACAAAACAUAGAACAUUGUAUGAAUCUAUGACGACUCAGAAGUUACUUUAUCGAUCCAUGGGUAUGAGCGGCUUAUAUCCUGUCCUUCCCCGUCUUAUCAUGAUCGCAUGUACAAUCGCACAGGCCAUUCUCAUCCACAGGAUUCUCACCCUACUUUCCCACAGCCCAGACGAUACCAAUCCCAAUACGAAGUACGGCCUAAUUGGGGCUACAUUUUUGGUCUACUCAUGCACCGCUUUGUCGGCUGCCUGGUAUGGCUACCUACAUGAACGUGCCCUGACCCGGCUCCGCGGUUACCUGAUCGAGCACGUCUACUUGCACUUAACCCAGAUGCCAUCGGUUGUUGAAAGUACCUCAAAGACAUCUACGCUGAUAGCGGUCGAUGUGGAGACUAUUUACAACGGACUGCGCAAUGCCCACGAGCUCUGGGCUGUUCCUAUUCAGAUAGCGGUUGCAGCAUGGCUGGCGUACCGCGAAAUAGGCUUGGCCAGCUUGACGGCCGUCGCACUGAUACUGGCCAGUUGCGUGACUAUAUUUGCCAUCUCUCCGACGAUAAUGGCUCGGCAGGGUUCUUGGAUGGCAACUGUUCAGUCUCGCGUCAGCAUGACCAGCGCCGUCUUGGGCUCUAUUAAGACCCUGAAGAUCGCUGGGUUCUCUAGAGCGGUUAACAUCAUGCUCAAACAAGCUCGUGCCGACGAAAUACACCUUGGAUCUUACUUUAGACUCAUGGUAUCCAUUUCAGCAACCUUUUCACUGGUCCCAUCAGUGGUUGCGCCAGUGGUGGUUUUCGCCACCAACCCACAACAAGUGAAUGCAGCGUCCGCCUUUACGACCCUGAGCUACUUGAGUAUCAUGACACAACCAUUAAUGACCGCCAUUCAGGUGGUCCCCAUGGUCUUGGCGAGCCUGGUUUGUCUGCGACGCAUAAGGCAAUUUCUUUUAUUGCCAGUCCACGUCGAUCAUCGCCUUUUAGGGUCGCCUCUGAACACAUUUCCCAACGAAAAGUGGAGCGACAGUGAGAAAAAGAUGGUGGCGGUCGGCAUAUACAGCUCUUCUAUCAGCUGGGCUCCUGAUGUUAGGCCCGUAUUGCACAACGUCAACGUCGAAGUGCUCAAGUCUACCUUCGCGGUCAUCAUAGGGCCGGUCGGUUGCGGUAAAUCGACACUCAUCCAUGCGGUAUUGGGUGAGAUUCCUCCAAAAGAUGGCGGUGUCAUAACAUUUCGUGCAAAUCGUGUGGCAUACUGCGCCCAGACUCCAAUUCUCACCGAGGGCACUCUAAGACACAACGUGAUUGGCUCCUUGCCCUUCAACAAGGAAAAGUACUCUGAGGUACUGGAGGCUACUGCACUUAUGUAUGAUCUGCAGCAAUUACCCCAGGGUGAAGCUACAAGACUCGAAACUGGGGGAGAGACCCUGAGUGGUGGCCAGAGACGUCGCGUGGCGCUCGCCCGCGCACUCUACCAUGAACCUGAUGUCUUGAUAGCGGAUGACGUCUUAAGCGGUCUCGACAAAAAAACGGAGCUGUUGGUUUUGGAGAAAGUUUUUGGUCCAGACGGCUUGCUUCGAAAGCGAGGUAUUACCGUGCUGUUUUCCACCAACUCUGAUCUAGUUGCAGGAACAGCAGACCAAUGUAUCCGCAUCUCACCAGCCGGCGACGUAGCUACUCAACCCAACUUGAAACCCUUCUCGUUGGCUCGGAGCGUAAAUUUCAAUGGAGUAAAGACUAAGGAUGCCUAUCAAGGAAUUACGGAAGACCUUGUUCGUAAGGAUGCUGAUAAGACAGUCGAAAGUAUCACAGAGGAUAGGGAAGAGCCUGAUGUUCUGUGCCACCGGCCUACAUCAAAUGUGAGCUCCGACAUGAAGACGUGGACUCGUUACCUCUCGGGUGUUGGCAUACCUUCUAUUAUCCUCUUCUCUAUCUUCGCGACGGGCUUCGGGGUUUGUAUGGCCUAUCUUACCGUCUGGGUUAGAGAGUGGAUGUCUGACACUGCGUUCAUACAUUCCAGAUCGUACUAUUUGGGCAUCUAUGGUGGUAUAGCCGUGGCUUGCGUCAUUUCCAACCUUUUGAUGGGCUUGAUCGUGCUUGUCAUCUUCGUCCGCAACGCCGGGACUACCCUACACGACGAGAUACUCCAGACAAUAAUGACUGCCACCCUGCGUUAUCUGAUGCAGACCAACGUUGGCACCAUCCUCACCCACUUUUCCCAAGAUUUGACGAUUGUCGAUGGCCAGCUUGCAGGCGUUUUGGUCAAUCUUGCAGCAACGACUACCAUUACAAUUGGACAGGCUGUGCUGCUUGUUGUCUCAUCGCCUUGGAUGACGAUCAGCUAUCCUGUCCUGUUGGUAAUCUUGUAUGCAACUAGACGGGUCUAUGUGCCGACCUCAAUUCGUCUUAGGUUCCUAGAUCUCCAAAAUAAGGGACCACUUGUCGCACAUUCUCUAAACACCAUACCAAGACUUCCAACGAUACGGGCUUUCGGCACGGCUGCGUACGAAGUGAUCCAAAACCAAGUCCUAUGCGAUAGAUCGCAGCGUCCAAGCUACCUUCUAGGCUUGUCGCAACAAUGGUUAAUACUUGUGAAUAAUCUAGUUGUGGCUAGUUUAGCUGUGAUCCUUGUAUCCCUUACUACUUUUCUCCAUGUAGACUCGGGAUCCGCUGGUGUUGGGCUUGUUACUCUAAUUACACUUAGCAGAAAUUUGGCAGACUUGGUUCGCGCCUACACCAUGGUCGAGAUUUCGCUGGGUGCCGUCGCGCGCUUGAAGUCUUUCACUCAGGAGACGCCACGAGAAGAGAGACGUGCGGAAAGUGUAGCAAUCAGCGAGACAUGGCCAGAAAGAGGGCUGGUGAAGAUAGCAAACGCAAGUGCGAGUUACAACGGCUUCUCAGAUCAGAAGUCCUUAACCCUUCGCGAAAUCUCUUUCACGGCUUUGCCGGGUGAAAGAGUCGCGAUCUAUGGAAGAACAGGAAGUGGAAAAACAUCCGUCCUUAUGAUGCUUCUGAGACUGUUGGAUCCUAUCGAGGCAUCUGCUGGUAAUACUUCUAUCGACGACAUUUGCAUUGAUCAGCUCGACGGAACGGUAGUUAGGGAACACGUAAUCUCGAUGUCGCAGGAAACCGCUUUUUUACCACAAGGGACAACAAUCCGGGAAAAUCUGGAUCCGCUUGGGCAGGCCUCCUGCCAAGUCUGUCAAAGUGCUCUAGAAACGGUUGGGCUUCAGUCUGUACUUCCACAGGUUGACGUGGUUCUAGAGUCUGAUGCACUUAGUAAAGGGCAGCGACAACUCUUUUGUCUCGCUCGGUGUAUUGUACGGUGCUGGACAAGAUUUGACGCCCACGGAACUGUGAAAAAAGGAGGGUUGCUUCUGCUUGAUGAGGUCACGGCACACAUGGACGAAGAAACGGCUGACAGGAUCGAAGACAUCAUUGAUCGUGAAUUCCAGUACUACACUAUCCUGGCCGUCACGCAUAAGUUGAUGGAUUCCAAGCGAUUCCCUAGAGCAAUAGUGAUGGAAGGAGGGCGAAUUAUUGAGGAUGGAAACGCGGAUGUUCUCUUCCAAAACGAAGGAUCGCAUCUCCGCGAAUUGUUCAAACCAAAGGAACCAUCACAAGAAACUACCUAG